Messenger RNA from Schistosoma haematobium, 2406 nucleotides. RefSeq names its product Acidic leucine-rich nuclear phosphoprotein 32 member. Lineage: Eukaryota; Metazoa; Platyhelminthes; Trematoda; Strigeidida; Schistosomatidae. Gene Ontology annotation, cellular component: nucleus. Gene Ontology annotation, molecular function: histone binding. The coding region runs from base 287 to 622 and encodes 111 amino acids. The transcript has 4 exons. The record is from RefSeq and is a predicted model, not a curated record.
AAACUGCUUCCUGGGACGGCCAUUACUCCUCCUAGUUUUUGUUCAUUGUUUCGAAUUAUGACAUACAUGACUUUGUUGCAGCGCAUUGAGUUGGAGCGGGGAAAACGGGAACCCGGAGAAAUCACGGAGCUGAAUUUGGACAACUCAAAAUCCGUGGAUAUCGAAGGUCUCACGGAUGAAUAUUCGUCCUUAGAGGUCUUGAGCAUGAUGAACGUUGGUCUUCAAAGUUUGGCUGGUUUGCCUUGUCUUGCCAGCUUAAAAAAUGUAAGUUGGGCUAGACUAAAUUAUGCUUUCUAAGCUUGAGUUGUCGAAUAAUUUGAUAUCUGGUGGUCUUGACGCUCUGCUCAAAUGUCCCAACAUUGAGCAACUUAAUCUAAGUAGCAAUAAGAUUGAAUCAAUGGAUGUAUUGAUUCCACUGGCUAAGCUAUCCGAACUCAAGAGUCUGGACCUCGGGAACUGUCCUGUCACCACUACGGAGAAUUACCGUAAAAAGGCUUUUGCGAUGAUUCCGUCUUUAAAGUAUUUGGACGGUCUUGAUGAGAACAACGAGGAAGAAGUGUUUGGAAACGAUUUUCUGAAUGGAGGUCUUGAUGAAGAGGGUAAGUCAAACCUUUUGUCUUGAUAUGUUCGUAUGCCACAGUUUAAAGUUUUACCCGUAAGCGAUCCAUACUGUUCAGUCAACCAAUUGAUUCGGGCAUUUAAGUGUUUAAUUAAGAACGCGAGUGUUCAGAACGGUUUUGUGUCUGUCUUGGUAACCCAUGCGUAUAGCGCUCGUCGCUCAGUUUCUCGAUUUGUGUAGUCAAAUUGAUGUGCUCAUUCAUGUCUUCAGUCUUGUAAAUUGUCAAUCCCAGUAUGCAUUCGGUCUACUAUGUGUCCAAAAGACGUUUUUGGAACGAAGCUAUCGUUAUUAGUUAUUACUUCGCAAACAUUCUCGUUCAUGGUCCUCGCUUUCGGCCUUCUGCAUUUCCGUUUCUCUGUUUUUGUCAUUGUGAUUUGUAAAUGGUUGUCUCAUUACACUCACUUCAAAGGCCUACAUAGAACCUACUUUCUGGAUAUGAAUAAAUAGCUUUUCUCUAAGUUCCAAGAUGUGUGGUUUAUUGCAUUACCGUGACAUGAACUAGGUCCAAAAUGUGUGUGUAAAGAGCAGUAUUUCAAGGAUGUGAAUAUAGAUAUAGACCUUUAAAGAACCUGUUAUAUUUUGGUGCGCCUCAGUGUCAUGAGUUGACGCUCGCCUUCUCGUGAGGUUCUGACACUGAGGCGGCAGUCCUGCUGUCGUUGAUACAUUAAGGAUAGAUGGAGACUGGUCAAAUGGAUGAUCACACUUCAUUCCUGUUCAUGGCAAACACUAAGCUUCAACAUGUGGUUCUAAGCGUAUAAUGAGACUAUAGGUAGAUUUUGUUAACAAGUUAGACGUGUGGACAAAAUCUUUAGAUUAGAAGUUGGUGGUAGGAGUUAAGAAGUCUAGCGAAUAAAGUAGCUUCCGGACGUUCCUCGGUUGUCUUCCAUGAAUCGCUUGCACUGCUGAUGACAUUCUAUUAAGUACUUCUGGCUUUCAUCUAUUUCGCUCUUUUUGUUAAUAGUUACUGGGUUUUUUUAGAUGACAGCACAUGGAUGUCCAGUUCUUGUUUAACUAAGUAAAUCAGUAGACAAGUAAAAAUCUAUUUCCUCGACAAAAAAGCAUUUUGGAAGUUAACUUUACAUCUUAUAUAAUUAUUUUGAUGUAGCGGACGGUGUCGAUGAAGCUGAUGAAGAGGAUGAUGAAGGAUCUGAUGAGGAAGACGAAUGUGACGACGAAAUUGGCAUUGAAGCCCUUCAACAAAGUGGUGAACUUGAAGAUGAUGAGGAUGACUAUGCUCCAGGCGAAGAUGAGGAAGCGGAAUUAGAUGAUUACGACGAUGUGGAUGAUGAAGAUGAAGACGAGGUAGAGGAAGACAACGGAGCUAACCUUUCGGCUGCCAACGUGAGUGGACCUCGACGUCCCGGCACCAAGCGGCGUCAUGAUGACAUUCAAGAUGGGAAAAAUGGGGAUAAAGCGGAGCACUGUGGAACUAAGCAUAAGCACGUUGAAGAUCGUGUGGAGACCCACGUUGAAAACGGAUCAACUGCGGAUGAUUAGACAGUUGAUAUAAACUUGAUUGUUCUUAUUUAGGCCAAAUUCCUAUUGUAUAUGUUAUGUUCAUGUUCAUCUUUUAUGUUUAACCACAAAUUCACCCAAAAUGAACUAUGUAUUUGUACAGUACAUUUGCUGACAUUUUUUUCGACAACACAUAAUUCAGUGUUAGCUAAUGCAUUUACUCAUUUGUAAUACUUUAUUACAUUGUUAAAUUUUCGAAACAUCUUUUUAACUAAAAUCUAUCCAUAUUUGUUGGGUUUUAAUCAUUAUAAAUUGAAUUGUCAUCUUAAUAA